UCUUAACUCGGAACCGAACUAUUCGAGCAUUGCUGCUCCGAGUGGAAGGUGUUCAUUUGUUAUUCAUUGUGUUUUGGUAUUUUCUUCUGUGCAAAGAAUCCUUGGCGCAAACCAUGCAGCAACUGGUUUCUGCAUUGGCCUUGGUUGGCCUGACUUUAGUGACGGCAUUGCCGCAAGAAAAAGGUAGUCUCGCCGAUCUCAUCGAUCAGGCGUUCCCCCAAAAUACUACGACCCCUCAGGGGGUACCCGCGAUAGGCGGCGAUGUCGAUAGCAUCAUCAAAGACAUCUUCAGCAACGUCACCACCACUACUGCUUCCUCAAAUGUCAUCCUCGGCAUCACGAAUCAAACACCGAAACCUGACGACUGCGAAUGUGUGCCUUAUUAUCAGUGCAAAGAAGGCAAGAUCUUGGAUAAUGGUAUCGGCAUCAUCGAUAUCAGGUCCGAUUUUGGUGAUAAGGAUGAGAAGCCUUCGGGCACGCCUCUUUACUAUUCUCGCCGCAUGAGACUAUCUUUGGACAAUGAAAUUCCUCUGGAUAAUGUAUAUCGUUUUCAUUCUAAACACAAUUUUACCUGAUGUGUAGGGUAAGACUACCCAAAAAUGCGCACUUUUUCUUUG
Molecule: messenger RNA, 617 nt
Organism: Mycetomoellerius zeteki
Lineage: Eukaryota; Metazoa; Arthropoda; Insecta; Hymenoptera; Formicidae
Exons: 4
Coding region: 114-575 (153 amino acids)
Source: RefSeq, a predicted model, not a curated record